AUGCCCAUUCCCGACAAUGCAAGCCAUAGCUUCAGUAGCGUAUCCAGCUUCCUCCGCCACGAGCACUCCACGAUCGACCUGACGACUCCGUCUAAACCCCCGACCGAAAACUCUGGCAUGCCCCCGCCACCGUUACCCGAAGAGGAGAAGCCAGUUGUUGUGUGCCUCGCGACGGUGUCGAAACCGAAGCGGAAGAGAGGUGUCAAGGUGUUGGAGAAGAAGCCAGGCCAACCGCCUCCAAAACCAGCCAAAGCUGGGAAGGCCGCCAAGGAGAAGGAGGAAACCGAGGCCGACCAACCGUGGAAGAAGUACUUGAAGGACGCUGCCGAGAAAGAAGAGAAGAAGACCAAGGCUACAAAGGCCAAACCUGCGGCCAAAGCUAGAACGACGAGGAAGAAGAAGGAGGAAACCGUCAGUCGCCACUUUGCCAAACCGAAAGACGAGGACCAGGGCCAGGACCAGGAGGCCGAGGCGCCUAAGCCGCCAAAGAAGACCAAGAAAGAUGCGGACGGGCCUUCGGAUUUGGAGGCGGCCAUGCGCCGUCGCAAAGAUUGGACACCACCACCUGCCGAUACUGCUGCUGGUUCAAAUCAACAGGUCGUGGACUUGCUUUCCUCAACCGAUAAGACCUCAAGUCUCAUAACCUCAAAGGAGACUUUCGACAAUCUUUUCAAGAACUAUGCGCACCCGGAGGAGGAGCAGGCGCGGCCCUCCGUCGAGCCACCCGACAAUGAGCGUCAGGUCUUAGGGAAGAGGAAGUUGAUCGAGACUGUAUCUAUCAACGAAACGGCCAAGACGGGCCCGUCCGAGAGAGCGGCCCCGAAGGCCAAGGCACCCAGGAAGAAGCCUCGAACUAUCACUGAGCUAGCCACAGCUGCUUAUAAGGUUCCAGAAGCUACUGAGCAGCAGGAUCCAUCUGCACUUGCACCAGAGAGAAACGCCGUCGAAGCAGAGGAGGCGAAGGGCAAGGGAAAGAAGAGGGCAUCCAAGGCCAAGAAGCCGAAAAAGAUGCCACCGCCGGAACCUGUCCUCCUUUCACCGACCGCAGCUUUGAGACAGGCCGCUAACCAGGACUAUGUCUUUGGCACCUCGAGCCAGCUGGCUCGGGAACACUCGCCAACGUUCCUACGAGACCUCCAAUCAGCUCUCCAAGCCUCAAACUCGCGAGGAAAGGAGAACGACCCCUUCGUGACGCCCAUCAACAGUGAUGCGGUAGAGCCAGAACCGCGACAGAAGCUAUGGGGUGUCGGUGCAAGAGACGAAGAUGGACGAGUCUUGGACCUCGAAGUCAUCAACUUGGCAGACACGCCACAGGGAAACGAAGGCACAUCUGAAGGGCCCAAUCCAUUUGGAUACGUGGCCGCGGACAAGCAGGCGCCAUCAAUACCGAAUCACUUCCCAUCAGAUGACUCGUUUCCUGAUAUUGACGAUCUUCUCGGAAAAGCGAUUGCGGGGGAGCUGCCUAGCAUCCAAGAGGAGGCACCAAACUUCCAACCCGCGGCAGCUCAACCCGCCCCGAAGGAACCAAGCCCUGCGCCCGAACAUGAGGCUGCAUACCGAGCCGAGAAGGACAUCUCCGAGGAUGACAUUGACCUGCCGCCGCCGCGGUUGCCGUCAGUAACUGGCAGAGGAACACGACAGCCUGCUGCCAAAGCCAAACCUGUCCAAGAACCCAGCAAACCCAGAUUCGACCUAUACACUGACGUCCAGCUCGCACGUGAAAUCUCCUCGUACGGGUUCAAGCCAGUCAAAAGACGCACGGCUAUGCUUGCUCUAUUGGACCAGUGCUGGGAAACUGCCAAGGUGCAAAGGGCUGCAGCUGCUGUGUCACCCAAACGCCCGCGGGGCCGUCCGAGAAAGAACAGUGACGUUGCGCCAGCAUCCCAGGAGGUGUCACCUAAACGUGGGCCGGGACGGCCCAGGAAGACCCCCAGCAUCGAACUCAUGUCGUCGCCCAAACGCCCGCGGGGUCGCCCGAGAAAGAGUAGCAUCGAGAUCCCGUCCAGUGAGCCGCCGCCGUCAGCUCAGCCUCCGCCGCCAUCUCCCAAACGGCGACCCGGACGGCCGAGGAAAACCGCUGAGCCGACACGAACCACCGGCGGCACGAUAAGCAACAAGGGUAAAUCCAAGGCAGCUGCAGAUACUCCAGAUGUAGCUUCGCCGGCGGCGUCACGCGCGAGGAAGCUUGCGUCGCAGAACAUUAUCGAGAUUCCUGAUUCGGCCUCUGAAGGGUCACUGUCGCCGUCGCCCUACUCAUCUCCGGAACCAAUGUUCUCGUCACCGCCGCCGGUGGAUGCUUCCUUAUCAAUUACGGAAGAUACGGAGAUGUCGCUCGCUGCGUCGCCAAAGAGCCAGGAGUCUGCGGCUCUGUUUGAGUGCAUCACCGAAGCCGUGACGACGGCACCCCCAACCACGGACCCGAAGAAGCCCACCUUUCAUGAGAUGAUGUUGAUGUAUGACCCUAUUGUGCUGGAGGACCUUGCCACUUGGCUGAACACAGGUCAGCUGUCCAGAGUUGGCUACGACGGCGAGGUCUCCGCGGUUGAAGUGAAGCAAUGGUGUGAGUCCAAGAGUGUUUGCUGUCUUUGGCGCGAGAGCUUGCGAGGAGGCGAGAGGAAGAGAUAUUGA
This is a messenger RNA of Colletotrichum chrysophilum, 2628 nucleotides long. RefSeq lists its product as uncharacterized. The transcript has 2 exons. The record is from RefSeq and is a predicted model, not a curated record. Gene Ontology annotation, molecular function: 5'-flap endonuclease activity; DNA binding. NCBI's taxonomy places the organism in Eukaryota, Fungi, Ascomycota, Sordariomycetes, Glomerellales, Glomerellaceae. Gene Ontology annotation, cellular component: nucleus; Slx1-Slx4 complex. Gene Ontology annotation, biological process: DNA repair; DNA replication. The coding region runs from base 1 to 2628 and encodes 875 amino acids.